CUCCGGAACAUUUCAUCCACUUACAGCAUCUCAGGAAAAGCCUAAAGCUUCCGCAUCUUUCGGAUUGAUAUUUAUUUCCAAUUCAAACUCAAUAAAAAAAAAAAAAAAUGAAAUACUUCGUCGUUUUCGUUGCUGUUAUCGUUGCUGUUUACGCUGCAGAGGAUAGCUACACACGCGACAAACGUGGAUUCGCUAGCGGUGGAUACGGUUCUUCGUCUGGUGGGUCCAGCCAUGGCGGCGGAUCCAGCGGAUACGGAAGCGGAGCAGGUGGAGCUGCGGCUAUCGCUCAACAGGCAGCCAAUCAGGCUAAAGCGGCGCAGAAUGCCCAAGCUGGAGCCGCUGCCCAGGCAGCGCAACAAGCCACUGCCCAACUGGCCGCACAGGCCACCCAGGCCGCUCAACAAGCCCAGGCUGUUGUAGCUGCCAAACAAGCCCAAGCUGCUCAGAUCUCGCAAGCUGCUCAGGCCGCACAAGCCGCCGCACAGGCUGAAGCUUCAUUGGCUGCCCAGACCUCUCAGGCCGCUCAGGCUGUAGAAGCCACCCAAGUUCAGGCUCUGCAACAGGCUCAAGCUCUUGCUGCGGCUUCCUCUGCAGCCCGCACUCACGCUGCCACAGCCACUUCAGCCCUUCAAGCUGUCCAGGCUGUUGUGACCGCCCAAUCCCAGAUGGCUUCUCAGGCUCAAUCCAACGCCCAGCAUUUGGCAGCCAAACAACAAGCUUCACUAUCUGAUCUCGCAGCUGCCCAGCAGGCCGCCAACAAGGCCUACGCCGCCGCUCAAGCCGCUCAAGCCAACGUUGUCGGUGCUGGAAGCUACAGCGGCGGUGGUUACAGCAGCGGAAGCAGCAGCAGCAGCAGCAGCCAUUACGGCGGAAGCUCGAGCGGAAGUUCCAGCGGAAGCUCCGGCGCACGACCCCUUCCCAUCUUGUGCGGAGGUGGAAUUUGUUAAACUUUAACAAAAAAACAAAGGACGUUGUUGUACUAGCUAACUCAUUUACCAGACGAUGAUUUUGCAAGAAAACAUAAGCGUUGAUCGCGUAUGUUUCUAUUUAGAAUAGAUUUUAAAUAUAUUCCAACUAUUUUAGCCAA
Daphnia carinata is the source of this 1087-nucleotide messenger RNA. Its product is annotated as tol-Pal system protein TolA-like. The coding region runs from base 108 to 947 and encodes 279 amino acids. The record is from RefSeq and is a predicted model, not a curated record. NCBI's taxonomy places the organism in Eukaryota, Metazoa, Arthropoda, Branchiopoda, Diplostraca, Daphniidae. The transcript has 6 exons.